GAAACAAAACCAAACUGCGAGUGCGAAAUUCAAACAGAGAGUUGUGUUUGUGUUGUGCAUGUGCGACAUGAGUCAACACCUCCAGCUCCACCCCCCUUCUCACUCACUAUCGCUAACCCUUUCCGGUUUCCGCCAAAAUCCCCAAUUUCUAGUUUCAACCCUUUCUCCAACUUAAUCAAUUACUCACUUCCUUAAUUCAUGCGUAUAUGCUAAUCAGAAAGAAUUUAGAGAGAGAGAGAGAUAGAGAGAACGCUUACACUCUCCUUCUAUGUCAGAACCAAUGACCACAGAACUUCCACAGAUAAACUUCUACGCGGAGCUCAUGCUGGUGCCGCUUCUCUGAAAUUCUUUGAUUCUAAUGAAUCCCAGCAAAAUCGAGGAGGCUAUACUCCACCAUCUCGGCCCCCCUCCUCUGCACCAUCAACAGUUUAUGGGCCCCCACCCCUCCAUUGACGAUGACGCCUUCUCCCUCCCCGAAAUCGACCUCUUCCACCACGACGGCGACGACGACGAUGACGUCAGCCACACCUCGUCGGACGCCGAAGUCCCACAUCCCCCGUCCAGUGACGGGGUGCCCUCUCUAAACCCUAAUUUGCCGAAUCCUCCCUUCGUCGCCCAUAACAAGAGGCCAAUUCAGCGCCCCUCGAUGCAUGUUAGCCCAGAGCCCCACAUUUCCGCCCAAUUCUACACCUUCAAUAAGGAAUCCCAUGCCCUAAUGACUCAAUGCUUAGUUGAAGGCCGGUUAGCGACGCCGGAGGAGAUACGCGCCGCCACUCCCCCGCCGGUGCUCUCCAGCUGGCGGUCAGUGUGGAAGGAUCGCAAUGAGGAUACUGCAUAUUUGACGGCCUGGAAGCGCAUCCAGGACAAGCUUACCGUACACGCGGCGGAACCCGCUGCCACUAUCACCGGUAAUCAGAGUCAUUUUCUUUGUUUCAAGAACAAUUCCAAUCAAUUUGUCUCGCACGUUGAUCAGUGGCAGGACAUAGUCAUGUCAUUUCACGGUGAUGCGGAUUUUAAACACCUAGGAUUGAAAGAAACUAUAGACAAAAUUAAGCAGGUGUGGACUGUAGGCACCAAAUUUUAUGGCACUCCUGAAAGCUAUAUUAGGACUUGUGUUGCUGCCUGCCCAGUGUGCUCAGACGAGUCUUCUGGGUGUGCGCCCAGGUCUAAGAGGCGUAGGUUUGAGUAUACAGAGUCUUUUGAAGUGCCUGCCAAGGAAGUGCCCGUUAAGUUGCAACAGUUGGCUGCAAAGCAUAAGGUCGUGUUGUGUAUACGGCAGAAGUAUAUUAGGUACAAACCAGUUAUGGCUGAGGUUAAGGAUUAUGCGUGCCACAGGGCUGGCGAGCCAGUCUCAAAAAAAUCACGGAUUUUGAAAAGAGAACCAUACACGUCAAAGCGGUGUGGGUGUGGGUUUCGUAUAAGGGCGAUAGUUCCAAUAUCAAACUAUAAUGAGAAGGACAAGACAUUUGUCUACGAGGAAGAGGGCACAGCUGUCUUUAAGCUGUACGCGUUGCACUCAGGACAUGAGCCAGGGCCAUUGGAUGGCAAUGCAAGGAUUAUGCACCGAAUCGUUGGGCAUAAGGGGGGAUUUUUGAUGGAUCAUGAGACACUCAAUGGCAUGGCUGAGGAAGGGGAAAAUGACAAUUUUGGGUUCUUGGGGAAGGAUACUGGACAAUUACAGCAUUCAGUUCUAAAGCAGCUGCAGGAAUUGAGGAAUGAAUUGGGGUUGCUUGAGGGUAGGGUUCAGAAAAUCCCGCCCCAGCUGUUGGAUUCUGUGUCACGUGAGCUCUUUGACAUUGUGAAUACACUAAGAAACGUAGCAGAUGAUGGCUCGAAAUCCGUUCGAUUGUUAUCAGGGAAGCAGCAUCUGGAUGAUUUGUUGGUGGUGGAACAUGAUUUGGCAGAUUGGGGUGAUGAUCAUCACGCUAGGAUCUAUGGGGAUGGAAAGGAUGCAGAUGUUAUCGAAGAUGAUGAGGACAGCUUUGGCAGAACUCUUGGGGAGGUUGCUUCUUGGGAUCAGAUGAGAAUGGAGGACCAGAAUGAGAAGGAUCUGCUUGGUGAGACUUGUAAAGAAGAGAAGUGGUUAAAAUGUGGUGGGUUUGGCGAAAAGGGCAUUCUUGGCUGCAGCAAUCCUAAGGCGCCCAAGUCCUUAAGGCAUGAUCAGGCAAUUAAUCUGGAUGUUGGUCUGGCCAGUGUACAAAUGGAUGGCUUCUAUCCUGAAAACCCAAGGUGGUUUGACCCUCCUUGUGGACUGGACCCUGGAGCUGGUUAUAGUGAUGGUGGAUUCCAACAUGGGGAGAUUGUUUAGAAAUCAUUCAUCUCUAUGAACCGACCCACUCUAACUUAAUUCUGAGUUUUUCUGGUCUGAAAAUGUGUACCAUCACUCAUUUUUACGUUCUGAAUUGAUCUGCGUUGCUUUGUUUCAAAUAUAAGGUGAUGAACAGGUCGCUUGAUGUAUCUUGAAAGCUUUAGAACCUAAAGACUGCUUGACACGAGUUAUUUGGGAGAAAGCUACGACCUUUAUUUAUGAACACCAAGAAACAUUUCUGAGGUCUGCAUGUGGAGCUAAAUGGAACUUCACGGUGGUAAUCAGCUCUGGGGUCUUUGGUAAGUAUUUAGAUCUUAACCAAUAUGGACUCCUCAACCAAGUGAUCUAAGUUGUUUGCAGAUGUUGCGAAUUUUUUGCAGCGGCUGAAUCAAACCUGUUCCGCUUAGUUGCUUGGACGGAACUCUCGUCCUUAGUUCUUUCCUUUCACUUCAGUGUUGAAGGACCAUUGGCAGGAACAUGACUGGAUGUUGCCAAUUUCGGGCUGUGUUCUAGCCAACAGCACCACCACAAACACUCACACAACACAAGACAGAAAAAAGAGAACCCUAAGGACAAAAGAAUAUCUUCAUAUUGCCUUCACAAGUAUGCUCUGCCGUGUACAAGUUUUCUAUAUACUGGAAAGAAAGUAUAACAUAUGAUGGAAUUUUCCCCUAAAAGUUGUUGAAGGGAGAGCAGCUUAGCUUAGGGUCGAGAUCCAUGGUGACUAUUCCAAAGGCAUAUCUUAUUGCAUCCUCAUCCCGGCAAUGGCAUCAUCGCUUGGUAAUCUGCUGGAUGUUGGAUCAUGUGAAUAAUCAUACAUGUUUGAUUUGAAAAUGUUUGUUUGAUCUUCAUUUUCGCCAUUA
Molecule: messenger RNA, 3171 nt
Organism: Sesamum indicum (sesame)
Lineage: Eukaryota; Viridiplantae; Streptophyta; Magnoliopsida; Lamiales; Pedaliaceae
Source: RefSeq, a predicted model, not a curated record